AUGCGCGCCUCAGCAGUUCUCAUGGCUCUCUUCGCCACCCUCGCCGUUGCCGUCCCAAGCAACCUCGACUCCGUCAACCUCCCCUCCCUCCUCGAGACCCGCCAAUGCGCAAAGGCGGGAACAUGCUCCAAGGGCGGCGACAAGGGCGAGAGCUGCUCCGCGUUAAAGUGCUGUAGCAAUUCCAAGUCUGGUCGUGGCGGACAGGCGCGUCUUGGUGCUCGUAAACCCGGCGAGUUUGACCCUCCUCUUCUCAAAUGGCGGAGGUGA
Colletotrichum fioriniae is the source of this 267-nucleotide messenger RNA. RefSeq lists its product as uncharacterized. The record is from RefSeq and is a predicted model, not a curated record. NCBI's taxonomy places the organism in Eukaryota, Fungi, Ascomycota, Sordariomycetes, Glomerellales, Glomerellaceae.